CUCGGAAUGGGUGCUCGCGAGUCUAGGGCGCAACAUGAAAAUGAUGGACCUGGCGUGGAGGACUACUACACUCUACUCGAAGUGGAGGAGGACGCCACAGCGGAUGAGAUUAAGCGUUCUUUCCGUCGUCUUGCACUCAAGCACCACCCGGAUAAGAACAUCGAUGAUCAUGAGAACGCCACACAACGUUUCGCAGCGCUGCAGCAGGCGUAUGAAGUCCUGAGUGAUGACCAGGAAAGGGCCUGGUACGAUUCGCAUCGAGCAUCGAUGGUUCCGGAGCCUGACGAAGAGACUGUGUUCGAAGAUGUCAAGAGGGGCGCGCCUCCCUCGAAGGCUCGAGAGCGUGGAAUGACUGUCCGCCAACUUGCCAUGUUCUUUAAUCCGACCAUCUGGUCUGCUUUUGAUGACUCCGAAAAUGGUUUCUUCACAAUAUAUAGGAAUCUUUUUGUCCGACUCGCACAAGAGGAAAAGGCUUUUGCGUCCAACACGGAGUUGCCGCUAUUCGGUGACUCAACCUGGACCUGGACCGCGCCUUCGAAGGACCGGCAUGCUGAGGCUGCGAGACACUUCUACAACAACUGGUUGAACUUCGCCACCGAGAAGGAUUUUGCCUGGAUGGACCAAUGGAAUUUGACGGAGGCGCCGGAUCGCAGGGUUAGAAGAUUGAUGGAGAGGGACAACAAUAAGGCACGAGCAGAAGCAAAGAAAGAAUAUAAUGAGAUCAUCAGGGAACUAGUUCAAUUUAUCCGGAAACGUGAUCCUCGGUACAAAGCACACCUCGCUUCCCAGCAGGCUUCUAACUCCGGCACUUCAACACCCAAACGUGCACCUCGUCCCAAUGCCAACCUCAGUACUGGGCCCACAGCGGUAUUUGUCGAACAGGAAUGGCAAAGGGCGCACGUCGAUGCCGCGGACCUAGAGUGGGCUCGAGCCGAAGGCGCAGGGGAGGAAGAAUGGGAAUGCGUGGCGUGUGGCAAGUCGUUCAGGAGUGAGGCAGCUUGGGAUAGCCACGAGCGGAGUAAAAAGCAUUUGAAAGCUGUGGAAGCGUUAAAGAAGGAGAUGGAGAUGGAGCAAGAUGAGCUCGGACUGGAAGGCGUAGACGACGAAAUGGAGGAGGGAGACGAAGAUGAAGACGACAGCGAAGGAUCUGGUUACGAGGAUGCUCCGGAUGUCGGAGGGGAUAAUGAGAUAGCCGAAUCACAACCCUCUCCACCUCGCAGUCCUACUCCUGAGGAUGUCGAAGUGCGCAUAUCAUCCACACACGAUGUUGCAUCUGACGACUCGUCCUCGAAUACCCAGGCGAAGUCGAAAAAGUCGAAACCAAGGGAUCAAGCCCCCGUACGGCCAGUAACCCCGCCCUUUGUGCCGUCGAAAUCCAAGUCAAAGCGGCGGCGACGCGGUCCCUCUCCGGAGCCUUUCGAUGAGGACGUGACGCAGAGCUCACUCAACAAUACGCGCAAGGUCGGUAGUAAGUCUAGAGGCAAAAUGCAUGAUGAUCCUUCCCAGGGGGUUGGCUCAUGGACAACUGAGCAAGUUGACCCUUCUGCGCCAUCGAAAACACUACAGUCACCGGAGGACGAGGAGCCCGGGGAAAACGAUGCUCCAUCAGAGACAGAAGCUGGUGCCCCGCACAAUGGUGUGGGUGUAGAGAUGUCUAAGAAGGAGAAGCGUAGAGCACGAGAGGCCAAGAAGAAGGCACGCGAGGUUGGCGAAGGCAAUACUACGGCCUUGGUGAGUGUGAUUUUCUUUUCCAGAAGUCGGUACGGACGGAAAUUCCGGAUGACUUCCUUGUGGCAUCGUCAUACAUGCUUAUUGCUUGAGGCCGGUUCAUUUCCGCGAAGUUAGAUGAGUUCCACUGAGCCAUUUUCGAUGGCUCUUUAUCUACCUAUCCUUUGCUUGACCUACUCAAUUAUCAGUGCGCUGAUCAUUUGUCUCUCUUUCUCCGUCUUGCAUCACUUCUUCAUUCGAACUAACGAUAUACUUCUACAGCAGCACUGCAACGUCUGCUCAGAGACAUUUGAUAGUAGAACGAGGCUGUUUGCCCAUAUCAACAGUACGGGCCACGCCGCGGCCGGCACGCAUGGAUCGUCAAAUCAAUCCGGGAAAAAGAGCAAAAAGGGAAGAAAGUAGAUGGUCUUGUCAAUUGUCUGCCGACUAGAACUUCAGAUCCAACAUUCUUCGAUCAUGUACUUCCCCUUCCAUUCGAUAUCCGUAGCACUCCCAACGCUUGUUCCAAUCUCUUG
This is a messenger RNA of Stereum hirsutum FP-91666 SS1, 2243 nucleotides long. Its product is annotated as DnaJ-domain-containing protein. Bases 7 to 1845 code for a protein of 612 amino acids. The record is from RefSeq and is a predicted model, not a curated record. Lineage: Eukaryota; Fungi; Basidiomycota; Agaricomycetes; Russulales; Stereaceae. Gene Ontology annotation, cellular component: cytoplasm. The transcript has 7 exons.